CACCAGCUUAGUCAGUCAUUCCCUCGCGAACUGCGACGACAUCAGGAUCAUACGAUUGUUACACGCGCGCACGCACACAAAGACACACAGUGGUGAAAACUGACAAGUAAUAACAUACGCAUAAGUAUACGUAUUAUUGCCCUCCGACUUUUAAUCGCGUUGAGUUUCUCCUUCAAUUGAUCUUGACGAAUCAAUCAGAAAGAUGGAUAUUAGGAUCUUCGUGCUGCUUGUUUUCGUCGGUGUCCUAGGAUCUCUUGCGCAGACCCAAGCAGGCUUCAUUAGGUACCCUAGAAAUGGAGAAGUACGCAGGGAUGUACUGCCGUUCAUGCAAUACGCCGCGUCCAGGUCAAAGCGGGAGGUCGGUGAUUCGAACGGUGAGACCGCAAAUUCGAGCGAGACUACCACCCAAUCCACUACCACCCCAACGACUACGACGACAAGCACAACAGAACCUACGACAACAGACCCUACGACAACAGAUCCCACGACAACGGAUCCUACGACAACAGAUCCUACCUCGCCUUCAACCACCCCGAGCACUGAACCGACCACUACACCUACCACAGAAGCCACUACGCCCACAACUCCCACCACCAGCCCCACGACACCCUCCACCAGCCCCACAACACCCACCACCACCCCCACGACAGCCGGCACCACCCCCGGAAGCACCACUCCGGAGAGCACCAAGAAACCGACAGACGAUAUUCUGUCACGUUCGAAUUUCGAUGAACCCGAAUCCGAAGACUCUCCCAAGAAACCUGGACCAUCGUCUACGGGCGAUGCAGCGCCAACUCCUGGACCAUACUUCGGCCCAGGUGCCUUCGGCCCGUACUUUGGCCCUGGUUUCGGUUCAGGUUUUGAUCCCUACUUUGGUUAUCCCGGACCCAACUUUAUCCCAGGUUCCGGCCAGAACUAUGGGUGGCCCAGUGCCAGCAGCGGAUCAGGAUUUGCAGGCGCGUCUGCCGGCGCGUCCGCUGGAAGUUUCGCGGGAGGAUAUUCAGGAAUGGGAUAUCCCACGCCAGGAUUUCCCACAAUGGGAUCAACAAAUAUCGGUAGUCGAGGAGGAUUUCAGGAUAACUCACCAGAUCAGACCGGAUAUAAUCCUAGGGGAAUAGAUCCGUUGUAUAACGCAGGAUUCUACUUCCCAGGACAAUAUCCUGCCUACAACGACCCUUUCGAUAUGUUUAAGCAGAUACAAGGGCAGAUAGAGGCGCAACAUCAAGCAUCCGCCAACUCUAUGGCUUCUCACCAUUUUCUAAUGGCAAAUCAAAGGCGUGCGUGGAAUACGCCCAACUACCCUUACCCUUACGCUUCGGGGAAUGUGAACAAUAUUGGACGUCAUCCGACGUUUGGUGGUUCGUUCAACCCAGGUGUUGGUAAUAGUAAUAUGGAGUUCCACAAUCGCUUGGCCAGCGAAGCCGCUAACUAUGGCGGCACACCGCAAGUUGCAAGUGCCAGUAUCGGUUUAGGUCCAAAUGGUGGCUUCCAAACGGGCCAGAUCAGUCCUGCUCUACCUGGAAUAGAGUCGAGAUUUGCCGAAGAUCUUCCUGCACCAUCUGGCAACAGCUUUGGAGUAUUUGCCAGUUCCAGUUCCUCUAGCAGGACCGGUCCGGAUGGCAAGCAGAUCAACCACAAAUCGUCCAUCACGGGCGUCAACGACAACGGAAAGAUUUCCUACCGCACGGUGCACGAUUAAUAAAUUCGCGCCUUUGUACGUAAUAAUAUUUUUUAUAACCGCUGAUUUGCUACAAUUGGUCGUGUGUUGCUACAAUGUCUCACAUUGCUGUGAGAGUGACAAAUUUUUCUGAUUCCGAAUUUCUAACGUUGAAGUUUGCGAACUGGUAUGUUUGGGCUCAAAUGUUUCCUCAAGAUUAUCAUACAAAUACUCAAGUUUUUUAGGUCGUAAUAGUCUCCCUAUAAAAUUCUUCGUGCUUUCUUAUUCGACUUUCGUAAAUUUUCCUGUGACGUUCACUCACGUCGACAAUUAGACUCUUAGACUAUUCCUUAGCGAGCAAGAAUCGCUUGUGAUGUAAUUUUAGAAGUCUAGAAGUUUCAAUAAACCUUCAUGCGCUGACCUUACAUACCGCUCGACCGACCCCGGACGAUCGUUUGUAACGUCUUGCAACUAAUUAUGCAUUUAAUUAUUGUAUCUACUUGCUUAAACUAUACACAUGUUAUAUUAUAUUUACAUUGUAUACAUAAAUUAAACUCGUGAGAUACUUUUAUAAUGA
Odontomachus brunneus is the source of this 2234-nucleotide messenger RNA. RefSeq names its product DNA-directed RNA polymerase II subunit 1-like. Lineage: Eukaryota; Metazoa; Arthropoda; Insecta; Hymenoptera; Formicidae. Bases 203 to 1699 code for a protein of 498 amino acids. The record is from RefSeq and is a predicted model, not a curated record. The transcript is spliced from 6 exons.